AUGUAUGCCGCGCUCUUGUUUGCCGCGCUUUGCUUCUUCAAAACAACUUAUGCUUGCAUAUAUAAAUAUGGGACAUCGCUUGACUCACUGGCGGCUCCUAACGGCGGAACCCCCUGGGAUCAUGGCUUGCAUGGAGACGACUGGAUUGGUGUGGACGCAACUGGAAAGCCUUGGGCCUGCAUGAGCGGAAUUCGCCAAAGCCCUAUCAAUUUGCCAAACGCAAAUAUCCUUGACAAUCGCGGCAGCCGCAUACCGCGCAAGUUCCGUACCCAAUGGUCGUACCCAACCAUCUACUCUAACGGCUCUAAUGUGGAGGUUAUCAACACAGGACACACCAUUCAGGUUGAGUGGCUGUCGCCGUACGCAGCCGACGUCGAGAUUGUGGUCCCAGCACGCCAGGACCGCAACACACAGAUUACCGCAGUGCUGAGUAUGAAUGAGAACGAUCAGGCCACAACCGUCCAGGCCACGCCGCUACAGUUCCACUUCCACACGGUCUCCGAGCACCUGAUUGGAGGCGAGUACCACCCUCUUGAGCUUCACAUCGUCCACCGUGUGACUGACCUGCCCGCCUGCACCGCCGGCUGCUUCUCCGUGACGGGGGUGCUGUUCGAGCUGACUCAGUCGGAGGACAACCCCUUCCUGGAGGCCAUCUGGGCGGCCAUGCCCAUGCGCGAAGGGGCCAUCAACUAUUUGCCUCCGGACGCUCAAAUCCGUCUUGAGGAGCUUCUCCCUCCCCCCUCCUCCCGCGAGUAUGUCACCUACGAGGGCAGCCUCACCACCCCGCCCUGCUCGGAGGGGCUGCUGUGGCACGUGAUGCUCAAGCCGCAGAAAAUUAGCAUGGCGCAGUGGACCAAGUACAAGACGGCUGUGGGUUUCAAGGAGUGCAGCCUCAAGAACGCCACCGCCACCGCCACCCCCAGCGCCAAGUCUGGAAGCCGGCAGCCUCGCCACCACCACAGCCGUCACCUGGCUGCAGCGGCCCCUGGCAACCCCGAUGACUAUACCUGCAAUGUCGUGGCGUACGGCACCAACUUCCGUACGCCCCAGCGUCUGUUCGGCCGGGCAGUCAAGCUCGCUUCUUAG
Volvox carteri f. nagariensis is the source of this 1086-nucleotide messenger RNA. RefSeq lists its product as uncharacterized. Gene Ontology annotation, molecular function: zinc ion binding; carbonate dehydratase activity. The transcript is spliced from 9 exons. NCBI's taxonomy places the organism in Eukaryota, Viridiplantae, Chlorophyta, Chlorophyceae, Chlamydomonadales, Volvocaceae. The coding region runs from base 1 to 1086 and encodes 361 amino acids. The record is from RefSeq and is a predicted model, not a curated record.